AUGGCCCGCAAAGCCCUCGCAAAAGACCAAUUCGUCAAGCUCAUUGUGGGCGCUGGCCAGGCCAGCCCCAGUCCCCCUGUUGGUCCAGCCCUGGGAAGCAAAGGAGUCAAGAGCAUGGAUUUCUGCAAGGAAUUCAACGCCCGGACAGCGCAUAUUCAGCCCGGCACCCCGGUUCCAGCCUACAUCACCAUCCGCCCCGACCGCUCGUUCGCCUUUGAGCUGCGCACCCCUACUACAUCGUGGCUACUACUACAAGCAGCACAGGUCGAACCGCGCAAGGGCCGUCUACGCGGCGCCCAGAAUCCCGGCACAGAAGUCGUUGGCUCAGUGACCCUGAAACACGUAUACGAGAUCGCCAAAAUCAAGCAGUCAGAGUUGAGACUGUCGGGAUUGAGUUUGCAAGGCCUAUGCAAGAGUGUUAUUGCACAGGCCAAAUCGAUUGGCAUCAACGUGGUCAUGUGA
Talaromyces atroroseus is the source of this 462-nucleotide messenger RNA. RefSeq names its product 54S ribosomal protein L19, mitochondrial. Gene Ontology annotation, biological process: translation. Gene Ontology annotation, molecular function: large ribosomal subunit rRNA binding; structural constituent of ribosome. Gene Ontology annotation, cellular component: ribosome; mitochondrial large ribosomal subunit. The record is from RefSeq and is a predicted model, not a curated record. NCBI's taxonomy places the organism in Eukaryota, Fungi, Ascomycota, Eurotiomycetes, Eurotiales, Trichocomaceae. Bases 1 to 462 code for a protein of 153 amino acids. The transcript is spliced from 2 exons.